AUGCGCGGGCGGGGUGAGCUCCCCAAGGUGAGGUCCGUUCUUAUCAUGGACAACAUGCACGCGCAGACCACAGACGAGUUCAAGGAGUAUCUUACGAAGCACUGCAACACUCUCGCCUGGUAUGGCCCUUCGGAGUGCACGGACGAGGUGCAGCCAGUUGAUGCAGGAGCCGGACGAUUUCUCAAGGUGGAAGUCGGGAGGCAGAUGGACAUAUGGCUCGAGCAGUCGGACAACCUCGAGAGGUGGGAAACCGCGUCGCUGACAGCUUCUGAUCGGCGCGUCCUGAUCACUCAGUGGAUGGGAGCGGCCAUGGCAAGACUCGACAGCCAACAGGCGUACCGAUACCGUCUUUUUGAAAAGUGCGGGAUGGUCAUGACCGUGGACGGCUUGGGCGAUGAUCGAAUCACCUUGGAGGGUUUGGACAAGCCGUAUACCUUCGCUAACGAUGAAGACCGUAGCGACGACGAACAAGGUUCGGAGAACGGCAACGAUGAGCGUGAGGGGCGGGCGGAGGAGGGCGAUGGAGGACGUGAGACGCUCAUGGGGGGCGUUGACUCCAGCGAUGCAGACGACGGCGGUUGAGUUUGGCGACGUGACACCCUAACUUCUUGUGUUUCCCGUUGCCUCGUUCGCAGACAUCUCUCAACCCCAGACCGACGAGCUACAAGCUGGGCCAGCCAAGAAGUCAACGAAAUGGUUAGAAGCGAUUUCCGAGCCGGUUUUUACGAAUUGGAACCUGAAAUUGUGAUAUGUGAUUGGAAACAGUCUUACAAACGCCCCCGAGUCAGAUGCCGUUUUUUUUUUUUUUUGGCGAGGUAUCCCUAUAUUCAAUAACUGAGAAUCCUAGCAUAGGGGUUUUUGUGGCUUAAAAAAAAAACCCGGCAUCUCACUCGGGGGCAUUUGUAAGACCACUCCUAAUCACAUAUCAAAUUUUCAGGUUCCAAUUCGUAAAAACCGGCUCGGAAAUAGCAAAUUGCGUCAUGACCUCGAUACCUGGGUGCAGGGGCGGAAAUUUUGUAGGAAAAUGAAGGCCUUACAGCCCGAGAAAAGGGGCGCGAAAGCGGCCUGAUGGCAAGAGGCGCACAGAUGCUGACUGUACCCCUUUGGUUGGACAGGUAGGUGUGGGUGCUUAUCGAUCGUAAUGACGUGACACACAUACAUGCAAGAGGUUGUAAUCUGAAGGUAAGCGCUCCAAAAACGCAUGACAAAUGUUUUGCACAAAUCGCACAAAAGUUGACGUUUCUUUGUACAUAAAAAAAAACACUUCGUUCGUUGAUUGACAGCGGUUAAAAA
Molecule: messenger RNA, 1293 nt
Organism: Ectocarpus sp. CCAP 1310/34
Lineage: Eukaryota; Phaeophyceae; Ectocarpales; Ectocarpaceae
Source: the annotation of a GenBank genome assembly